Messenger RNA from Lolium rigidum, 1281 nucleotides. RefSeq lists its product as uncharacterized. The transcript has 4 exons. Lineage: Eukaryota; Viridiplantae; Streptophyta; Magnoliopsida; Poales; Poaceae. Bases 1 to 1281 code for a protein of 426 amino acids. The record is from RefSeq and is a predicted model, not a curated record.
AUGGCUGGUGCGGCUGACGCAGGCAAGGAGGCUGUGGAAGAAGGUACCGGUCGCGCGGCAUCGACCCGUGCGGCCAAACCACCGCUGGAGCGUUGGGUUUAUGAUCUCCAUAUAUUCUCGUCCAGGACCUGGGCCUGGACCCGUAAGGUGCCACAGGUGGAGAUAUCGUCUGAAGUCAGGAGUGGGGUGUCGAUCAUCACACCUUCCAAGGUGAUUCAGCUCGGAGGCGGCAUGGUGGGAUUCGUUGAUCUUAUGAAGGGGAUUGCGGUCUGCAACGUGUUCGACGAAAUGCCCGUGCUGCGGUUCAUCCCAUUGCCCCAGCUGAUGCCUGGCCACAUGGAGGGCUCCAAGUCAUCCAGGGCGAUUCGGAACGUCUCCUUCUGCAAUGGUAUGAUCAAGUUUGUCGAGGUAGAGAAACAUGAGAGACAUGAUGCUGAUGAAAGGUCGUUGGAUGACAUGGACACCCUAUACGACUCAGACUGCUUGCCGAAGACCAAAGUAAUUGGCUGGAGGGCCAUGACAUGGCACAGAAUGAUAUCUUGGGACCACUGGCGCAAAGGGAGCAUGGCUUAUGACAAGGAGAUCUCGGUUGAGGGCCAAAGACAUUCUAUGUUGUUGCCAGAGGUGAUGGACAAUAAUGCAGGAGAGUUGCCACUCAAGAACCUGCUAGCAGCGUUCCCUGUCCCGACCCUGACCUGUGAUUGCGAUGAUAUUUUUUACAUGUUGUGUCAAACAAAAUCUGGCGACAAAAAGUCAUGGCUGAUCAGUGUUGACCUGAAAAAGAAGAUAUUAGUCGAAUUGGCACCGUUUUCUCUCCAAGGAUAUUUCGACCCAGCCCAACCUUCUGAGUUGUCCAAUUACCUGAGCAUAGGUCCAGGUAUAGUUCUCUGCAUUGGGCGUUUCUAUUGCCGUAUCCCACCUCCGUUCCGUACCCUGCCGGCCCACUGCGCCACAGACCUGAAGCUAGCUCUUCUGCUCAGCAAAAGCAUGCGCAACAGCAACAGAAACAUAUGCUCUAUGUCGAGAAGAAAAGUAUUGCCAAGAACUAAGCUCCAGGACGUGCCUAGCAGCAAGCUCGAGGACAUGCCCAACAUCAAGCUCUGUUCUAAAAAUCUAAACUUUUCAGUUUCUUCUUCACUGCCCGCCUUCCUCGACCAUGUGAAGCUUGAGAUUCAGAGGGUAAGGGGUCGAGAUUCAGCAUCCGGGCGAGAUUCAGCAGCGAGGCGCGACCCCUCCAUCUUCCUCUGCCCCGAAGACAUCCUCAGCGGCGUGCGUCGGUGA